UAGUAUUAAAAGUAGGAGGUGGUAAUAGCUGCUUUCUGAUUGGUGCGGCUGACAAAACAGAAUUUAGCGCUAAUUCAGGUUAGACGAGUUGCUGCUUCAGUCAGUGAACGGAUCUUCCUUGUCCAUAUCGCUUGUUGGUUUUUAUCAGAAUAGCAGACAAUUAUGGCUCCUGUUGGGGGUUCAGAUUCCCUAAAGGAGAUAAUUAAUGAUUAUAUUAACAAAAACAAAGUAAUGAUAUUCAGUAAAUCAACAUGUCCAUUUUGCACAAAGGCACAGCAGAUAUUUGAUACUUUGGGUGUAGAGUACAAAAAGAUAGAACUUGAUCAAAUUGAAAAUGGUGAUAAUAUUCAUUCAACUUUGAAAGAGAUGAGUGGCCAGAGGACUGUUCCAAAUAUUUUCAUCAAUAAAAAGCAUAUUGGUGGCUAUGAUGACACAGCAGCACUUCAUAAGAGUGGCCAGCUGCUGGAAAUGAUAUCAUCUAAAGAAUCUUAUGAUUUUGAUUUAAUUGUCAUUGGUGGAGGAUCUGGUGGUUUAGCAGCAGCUAAGGAAGCUGCUUCAUUUGAUAAAAAAGUUGCUAUUUUUGAUUUUGUUAAACCAACACCUUUAGGCACAACCUGGGGUCUUGGAGGCACUUGUGUCAAUGUAGGGUGUAUUCCAAAAAAACUAAUGCAUCAAGCUGCUCUUUUGGGUGAAGCUGGAAAAGACAGUAAAGCUUAUGGUUGGUCAACAGAACUAAGUGAUCAUAAUUGGGAUGUCAUGAAAAAUGCUAUACAGGAUCACAUUGGGUCCCUGAACUGGGGUUAUCGAGUUCAGCUAAGAGAAAAGAAAGUAACCUAUUAUAAUGCUUAUGCCAAGUUUGUUGGGCCACAUAAAAUUGAGGCAACUGACAAGAAAGGCAAAGUGAUUUCACUCACUGCUAAGCAUUUUCUAAUUUCUACUGGAUUACGACCAAACUAUUUGGAAUGUCCUGGAGCAAGAGAAUAUUGUAUCACAAGUGAUGACUUGUUUUCUUUGCCUUAUUGUCCUGGAAAGACUCUUUUUGUGGGAGCUUCAUAUAUUUCCCUUGAGUGUGCAGGUUUUCUGAGAGCUUUUGGAUUAGAUGUAACUGUUAUGGUCCGCUCUAUUUUGCUGCGUGGUUUUGAUAGACAAAUGGCAGAAUUAAUUGGUGACAAUAUGGAGGAUCAUGGAAUAAAGUUUAUUCACAAGGCUCAAGUAAAAAAGGUUGAACAACUUAAGGCUGGUGAACCUGGAAGGUUAAAAGUCACCUAUGCUACAGAGUCUGAAGAAAAAUCAGAUGAAUUUGAUACAGCUUCGUUUUGGUGUGAACAAGAAAAUAUGUCUGCUUCCAUAGUAAAAGUAUAUUUAAAUAAUAAAAUCAUUUGUAAUGAGUCUGAAAUGAGUAAUGUUCCAUACAUCCAUGCUGUUGGGGAUGUUUCGGAUGGAAAACCAGAGCUAACUCCAGUUGCCAUUCAGGCUGGAAUUUUACUUGUUCGUCGCCUGUUUACUUCAGAGAAAACAUUAUGUGACUACAACUUUAUACCAACAACUGUUUUCACACCUAUUGAAUAUGGUUGCAUUGGAAUAUCAGAAGACACUGCACUAGAGAAGUAUCCUGAUGAUAUUGAGAUAAUUUGUUUUCAGGAUAAAGUUAUUGGGUUUCAUUAUGUCGGCCCAAAUGCUGGUGAAGUGACCCAAGGAUACGCUGUAGCUCUGCGAUUAGGAGCUACAAAGAAGGACUUUAAUGCUACAGUUGGAAUUCAUCCAACCUGUUCUGAAGUUUUUACUACCCUGGCUACCAGUAAAAGUAGUGGGAUGUCAGUAGAAGCUGGUGGUUGCUGAGGUUAAUUUGCUGCUGCCCUCUAUGCACCUUGGUAAAAUAUUUAAAGUCAGUUUGAUUCAUUACUGAAUGAAACUUCUUCAAUAAUUUUUUACCAAGGUGUGGGCAGCAGCAUUGACAAAAACAGUGUGGUGCUAAAUUGGUUAUGUGCAUUUGUAAUAUGCUUCUAUGACGAUUAUGUUUUUGAAAUCCUUCAUUUGAGGAAGAAACUGAUCUGAUCUUGUAACCAGUAUUGUGCCAUAUCUUAGAAAUUCUGUCAACAAAAUAUUCAUGUAUAUAUAUAUUGAAAACUUUGGUACAAUUUUUGCAAAUUUGUAUUCACUAUAUUAGUGGGGUGUUGGGAAAGUGCUAAGGCUAUAUAUUAGACUAAAAUACAUUACUGUCCCUUUUGGUUUUGCCUUCUCAGUUUUGU
Octopus bimaculoides (California two-spot octopus) is the source of this 2249-nucleotide messenger RNA. RefSeq names its product thioredoxin reductase 1, cytoplasmic. Gene Ontology annotation, molecular function: thioredoxin-disulfide reductase (NADPH) activity; glutathione-disulfide reductase (NADPH) activity; flavin adenine dinucleotide binding. Gene Ontology annotation, biological process: glutathione metabolic process; cell redox homeostasis; cellular response to oxidative stress. The record is from RefSeq and is a predicted model, not a curated record. NCBI's taxonomy places the organism in Eukaryota, Metazoa, Mollusca, Cephalopoda, Octopoda, Octopodidae. Gene Ontology annotation, cellular component: cytosol; mitochondrion.